This is a messenger RNA of Hypomesus transpacificus, 1453 nucleotides long. RefSeq names its product aldo-keto reductase family 1 member D1-like. The transcript has 10 exons. NCBI's taxonomy places the organism in Eukaryota, Metazoa, Chordata, Actinopteri, Osmeriformes, Osmeridae. Gene Ontology annotation, cellular component: cytosol. The coding region runs from base 258 to 1238 and encodes 326 amino acids. Gene Ontology annotation, molecular function: aldose reductase (NADPH) activity; Delta4-3-oxosteroid 5beta-reductase activity. Gene Ontology annotation, biological process: bile acid biosynthetic process. The record is from RefSeq and is a predicted model, not a curated record.
GAGUGUAGACAAGGCAGGAGCUUCGGUUCUCUGCUGUGAAAAUGAGAAUGACAAACGGGACAGGUGUCCAAUACGUUUGAGGUGCGCGGAUGCAUCUUCAGUGCCUCCCCCCGGACGGACAGACAUUUAGCUUCGUUUUCUACAAAGAUCACCGCCGCAUCAUCCAAGUCUGGUAUAUCCGUACUUUCCUCCAUCGCUUUCUUCAUGACAUCAAGAGGCAAAUAAUCCAGCUAUAAUAUCGCGAUCCACACACAGCCAUGGAUCUGACGGCAGAGAACCACCGCAUUCCCCUGAGCGAUGGGAACCUAAUUCCACUGUUGGGAUUGGGAACAUACGGAGAUCCCAGAACGACACCCAAAGGGACUGCAUUGGAGUGCGUUAAACAUGCCAUUGAUGUAGGAUACAGACAUUUUGACGGCGCAUUGGUGUAUUUUAACGAGCACGAAGUAGGUCAAGCCAUACGAGAGAAAAUUGCCGAUGGAACCGUCAAAAGAGAAGACAUUUUUUAUUGCGGAAAGCUUUGGAACACUUUUCAUCGCCGAGAGCUGGUGAGGCCUGCGCUUGAGAGGACCCUGAAGACCUUACAACUAGACUAUGUGGAUCUUUACAUCAUUGAGCUUCCAACUGCCUUUAAGCCUGGCGAUGAGUUCUAUCCCAAAGAUGAGAAUGGGAAAUACAUUUACCAUGAGACAGACCUCUGUGCAACAUGGGAGGCUUUAGAAGCUUGCAGAGACGCGGGGCUCUGCAAAUCUCUGGGAGUGUCUAACUUCAACCGCAGACAACUGGAGCUGCUUCUGAACAAACCGGGCCUUAAGCACAAGCCUGUGUCCAAUCAGGUUGAAUGUCAUCCGUAUUUCACACAGCCAAAGUUACUACAGUUUUGCCGUCAGAAUGACAUUGUGAUUGUGGGCUACAGCCCAAUAGGAACCUCCCGGGAUGCCUCCUGGGUAAACCUGAAAUGCCCUCCUCUCCUGGAAGACGAGCUGCUGGUCUCCAUCGGGAGGAAGUACACCAAGAGCAGUGCCCAGGUGGCUCUGCGCUUCAACGCCCAGAGAGGAGUGGUCGUCAUCCCCAAGAGCUUCAGCCCUCACAGGAUCACCAGCAACUUCCAGAUAUUUGACUUUUCUCUGACUGAGGAGGAGAUGACGGCCAUCGAAGGGCUGAACAGGAACAUUCGCUUCGUGGAGCUGCUCAUGUGGAGUGACCACCCUGAGUAUCCAUUCCAUGAUGACUACUGACAUUUUAAAACACUCACAAAAAAAAGCUAUUUACAGUUUCUAGAUUCACAGAUCAAACCUUCCAAUAAAUGGUUGCUCUUGUUUUCUUAAAAUUUCAAUAAUGUCACUGAGCGUGAAAUCCUUUGUUCACAUAGUCCUUUUGAAUCUUUCUUUGCAAACAAUGUGCCAGUGGCAUAAAAUCUCCACCAGGGGGCUCUGUUCCAUACUGAAUAGAC